AUGUCCACUAGUGAAAGGAGUGUUUUAAUACCGAAAAAUACUCUUGAAAAAAAUGGUUUAUCUGUGUUUUUUGCUGUUAUUUGCAUUAUUGAUGUGUUUGGAGUGUUUCCUAUAGUCGCUUUACCCAAAGCACUAAUCGACUGCGGAUUUUUCGGUAUUCCCGUGAUUUUUCUGGUGUGUGGUCUGCAAAUGUACACGGCGAAUUUACUGGGAAAAUGCUGGAUAAUGGCGGAAAAAGUAUAUCCGACAAUCCACAGAAAAGACCGGUAUCCAUAUUCAGCCUUAACAGAAGUAACCUUGGGUAAAAUGUUGUCGAAAUCGGUGGAAAUUCUUUUGGAUGUAACCAUUUUUGGCGCGGGGGGUGCCAAAUUUAAUACUCGCUUCACAAAAUAUACAACUGCUUGGGAUGAGAAUUAGUUAUAAUACUUUUGAUGUAAGUUAUUGUUACUGGAUUAUAAUUAUUGGGACCAUUUUGUGCCCCAUUUUGUGGCUGGGAAGCCCCAAGGAUAUGAAGUUUCUGUGCACUAUAUCUGUCGUGUCUGUUUGCUCAGUGUUUGUACUCGUUUCUGCAUGUCUAAUUUUUAACAAUUCAACCGAUUUUGAAGCUGUAAAUGAUGGAUACAUGCCUGAAAGGCCCCUAUGGGAAACAAUUUUGACAGCCUAUGGAAUCAUAGCCUUCCAAUUUGAUAUCCACCCAAGUAUACUGACCAUACAAGUCGACAUGAAGGAACCGAAAAAAUUAACGAAAGCCUUACUUGGAGGGUUUUUCGUUUCUGUGAGUAUGGCGGGUGUCACCACUGUCAUAGCAGCCUUAAAAUACGGGGCAGCUGUGCAACCGAGCAUUUUAGAGACGUUGCCGAGUUCUGUAGCUUUGCAUUUUGCAGCUGCGCUGGUAGCACUGCAGCUUUGCCUCACUAGUGCUCUAAGCAACAGCGCCCUCUACCAGCACAUGGAGGAUUGUCUUGGAAUAUCACGAUAUUUUAACCCUAAAAGAUGUAUUUUAAGAACCAUUUUAACUUUAUUGGCAAUAAUUUUGGCCGAAUCUGUACCCAGGUUUGAUUUAGUCAUGUCUCUAAUAGGGGGGACUUUAACAGGCCCCCUAAUGUUCAUCCUGCCUCCUCUAAUAUACAUUAAAAUGCUCUCCCUACACAAAACAAAUGAAGAACAAAUCCAAAUGAAAACGUUCACAAAUACACUGUAUUCAACCGAUGAAAAAGGCCGGCUAAAAAAAAUUACCAGAAAUAUCCCCAUAGAAAAUGAAACUAAAACAAAGAUAGAGUGGAGUUUACAGGAAAAAAUACAAAUUUUAUUUUGCGUUUUAAUUAUUGUUGUGAGUAGUGCUAUGACUGGAAUCACAACUUAUUUUAAUUUUAAUAACGCCAUGAAUUACGCAAACUUUUCCAGACCCUGUAUUUAUAACAUUUCUGCGUCUUUGUUGUAUUUAUAA
Messenger RNA from Brassicogethes aeneus, 1447 nucleotides. The record is from the annotation of a GenBank genome assembly. Lineage: Eukaryota; Metazoa; Arthropoda; Insecta; Coleoptera; Nitidulidae.